AUGGAGGAGGCGCUGCUCUCCACCCCCAUCAACCCCAACAACUUUCCCGCCAAACUGUGGCGGCUGGUGAACAGCCCUCGGUACCGCUCGAUCCGCUGGGACGGCCGUGGUGAGGGGCUGCUCAUCGACCAGCCGCUCUUCGAGGCCGAGCUGCUCAGCCCGCCUGGGGCAGGGGCCGGGGGCGGUGGCGGGGCCGCGGGCGUCGGGGGCGGCGGCGUCGGGGGUGCGGGGGCUGAGCCUGAGCUCUUCAAAACCACCAAUUUCACCAGCUUCAUCCGCCAACUCAACCUCUACGGCUUCCGCAAGGUGGUGUUGGGCGGGCCGGGCGCUCCAGGGCCCGGGCCGGGGCCGGGGGGCGGCGGGCCGGCGGGCGACGGGCCGCUCCACCACUUCCACAGCCCGCACUUCCGCCGCGACCAGCCGCAGCUGCUCGUGCACCUCAAGAGGCUCACCAGCGCCAACAAGGCCAAGCUGGCGGCCGGCCUGGAGGUGCCCUGCCGGCCGCCCAACCGCUUCCAGAGGCUCCUGAUCACGUCGGCCUCCGCCUCGGCCUCCACCUCCCCGCUGCAGCACCAGGAGCCGCCACCGCCCGCAGGGCCCCGGCCGGAGCCGCACGGACCAGUGGCUGUAGGACAAUUCCACCGGUCAUUCCGGCGAGAUAGUUUGUCUCCUUACUCCUACGUAUCAACUUCGUCCCACAACCACAAUACUUUCCCUCUGAAAAAUUUAGAUCGGACCCCGAUUCCUCCCAGAACGUGGCAGAACUCCCUUGGGAUGCACCCAGGACAAGUGGAAACGUCUCCCACUUUUUCAGAUAAAAGCGUUCAAUUUCCUGUACUGCAGAGGUUUCCAACUGAAGUUACAUAUACUCUGCAGCCCAGCACCACAUCCGUGCACGUUCAGCCAGGUCCUCAAACAAUGGCCAGCUCCUCCCAAAAAUACAGUAACUACACACCCUCAGCGCAGUACUCCCAAGCCUACUAUCCAACAGCUGUGCUACAGUGCUGCUCUCCUCCUACCCACAUUGAUGCUCUCAGUAGUUGUGUCACUCCCACUGCCUCUUCCUAUGCACACUGCAACUACUUCCAGAAUCCUCCAAUGCAGUCCUCCUAUCCAGUUGAAUUUCUGCCUUCUAAUUGGACUUGCAGUGCUACUGAUGAAAAUAAAAAGACAGAAGUAAACCUAGAGGCUGUUUUUCAGAUAGUAGAUGAAUUGCAUUCCUCCCCUAAAUUGGAGAUGGUAAAGGUGGAGCCUGUUGAGAAUCAGUGCCCAACAUCUCAGUCUAACAGAGGCCAACAUAUCCUAGCUAAUUCAAGCAACAGCAAUCCAUCUUCCACAAGUCAGGCUAGCCAGCUGGAGCCACUUACUCCUGUAGGCUCUGAUAUUACAUCUUUCGUGGUCGGGACAGAACAAGCAAUUACCUGCUCUCUACCACAGUCACCUGAGUACAUCUAUACCAUCCACACAGCUCAGCCUGUUGAAAAUACUACAAUGCAGGAAUCUGCAACCAUUCAACAAGCUCAUAUCAAAGUGAAGGAGCAGCUAAGCCAUAAUUCAUCUCCAACUUCAUUAGUAUUUGUGCAGGAAGGGCUACCGUUCAGCACACACCAGGUGGAUGCCAGAAUAAAAAGCCAGACCAAUCCACCUGAGAAUAUCUUGCCUUCAGAACAGAUGGGAUUCCUUAUUUCAGAAAUGGGGACUGCUAGCAAACCUAGUAGAGACACAGGUUUCUCCACUCCAGCCAGAUACAGAGAGCGAAGAAGCAACUCACAGCAAGGAAAGUCCCCUGAUCUUCAUCUGCUGGUGGACGUGGCCUGCAAGCAGGAGCACUUUCCAAAGGAGGAAGAAUUAAAAGAGUGAAAAAUGGAUG
This is a messenger RNA of Rhinolophus ferrumequinum (greater horseshoe bat), 1870 nucleotides long. It is a transcript of the gene HSF5, whose product is annotated as heat shock transcription factor 5. The record is from RefSeq and is a predicted model, not a curated record. Gene Ontology annotation, biological process: regulation of DNA-templated transcription. The transcript has 6 exons. Gene Ontology annotation, molecular function: DNA-binding transcription factor activity; sequence-specific DNA binding. NCBI's taxonomy places the organism in Eukaryota, Metazoa, Chordata, Mammalia, Chiroptera, Rhinolophidae. Bases 1 to 1860 code for a protein of 619 amino acids.